GGCAUGAGUGUGUGUGAGUGUGCGCGCGAGACAUGGACUUCGUCAAAUGAAACCAACGCUUUCAGUGAGUGUAAUGAAGCAGACGUCUCCUGCAGUGGCGAUAUUAUUUAGAAGUGAUUUGGUGUGGGACUUGUCGUUUGCAUUCCCUAAAUAGCAUCUGCAAACCAUCUCUCCUGCGCUCCAGAUGCAGUGCAGUUAUGCUAGAAGCAAAGUAAAGUGCCGAAAAAGUAUGGCGUUCCUUCAUCUGCUGUGGGGAAAGUGAUGUGGAACGGGCGCACCGUGAAUCGUUCCCAUAGCUUCUUGGCGUGAUUUUCAGCCAGUGCUGCCGCAGAAGAAUAGAAAGUGUGCGAUAUCUCCCAUUUUUGUGUCGCUGGUGCCAUCAAAACCGGAAGCUACAUGGUGUAAUAGUAGCGAAGGAUUGAAACCCGUACAUCAGUGCGCGCGUGUGUGUGUGCGUGCGUGCGUGUGUUUAGUUGUGCCGUUUGGCGUUUCAUUUCCCGACCAAAAACAGUAAAAAAUAAGAGCCAACGAAGGUGAAAGAAUUUUCAUCACCAAAGGGGAGCUGCAUUUUUCGUGCUUUGUGUGUUGCCAAAGGAAGAAAGCACCCGCUGCGAAUAAUACGCGAGAACGCCAUCUGCUGGUGUGUGUGAAAGCGACGUAUUUGCUCUGCUAGGAGAGAGAGAGAGUGUACGUCGUGAGAGUGUGUGCGUGUGAGGUCGACGUUGGACGUUGAAAGAAUUUUUAUUUACUAGCGUGUCGCGCGCGGAUUGUGGCUGUGUCGUCUAGCCUGCUAGCACGGAAGCAAAUUUUGCAGGAAAUCUGCACUUUCUGAGGAUAGAAUCGUCAUUGCGAGUGUGUUUCGAGACAGUGUGGUUCGAAAUAGGUGAAGAUUGAUUGGUAAACGCCAAACAAAAUGAGUUCACAGGAUGCUGGAUCCGCGGGUGGUGGACCAGGAGGUGGUGGUGGCGGGGACAAAUCAGCAUCUUCCGGAACGGUGAACAUUUCCGGCGGAACAAAAGCAGUUACAUCGCUCCCAGUGGGUGCUGCUGGCGGAACGGGAGGAGGAGGUCAGCUGAGUGCGACGAGUGUCGUUGGUGGUGGCGGGGCAACUGUGACCACCACAACGAUUCCGAUCGAUCUGGCAUCCGCGUCGAAGGUUUUAGUUCGGCCCGAGAAAACGACGAUGCCCACAACGACGUACAGAUUCGGUUCAGCACCUGGCAGUCAGAUGCGUGUCGUGAUACCGAGCAGUGCCGCUCAGCAAUCGUUCUACCGUCAGCCGGCGACCAUUAAGCAAGUUUUCACCUCUUCCCAUCAUUUGCUUACAGAUGCGACGACCAAUCGCACUCAAAUCAGUACGCUACCGGCAGCACGUACCGUCACGCAGAACGCAUCGCUAACCGUGUCCCGUGCUCCGCAAACCACUCCGACCACGGUAUCGUACCACGUGUCGAACCGUGUGUCCGCAACCCCGGUUGUGGCGGCUAACCUGCAGGCAACGACGCGCGCCACCAUUAACGGACCGAUACGCAUCUCUACGCCACCGAUACAGGUGGCAACGAACAACAACACAACGACGUACGUACAGCGUCAGCCGCAAACCGUUGUUCCGUCGCGUAGUGUUACCGGGGGGACAGCGACGGCCGCUACAAUCAUUUCGCAAAGCAGCAGUGGCGCAACGACGACGCUUGUGCCGAACUUUCAAAUGUCCACACCGUUGUUCCGUGCGAGCAGCAUUGGGGCGGGCGCGGGACAAGUGGUUGCGGCCGGCGCACCGAGAGCGCGGGUAGUCACCCAAACAACACUGUCCGCCAAUCAUCAUCAGGUGACGGGAGUGGCUAGCAGUACGGGUGGAGGAGGCGGUGCUGGCGGCGGAACGACGGUAGUAACACCCGGUGGUACAACUGGAGGCACUCCACAGGCGGUCGCGAUAAGUUCCGCUUCCGGCGGUGGGUCGGCAGUUGCUUCGAGCGGUACCGGAACGGGAACCGGUCAGUCGCAAGCACUAGUGGCGACGCUGUCCGCCGUGUUGCAGGGACCACGACAAGUUUCGACCCUUCUCUACACAAACAAUAGCAACGCGCAACAGUACACGAUUGGGCCGAACCAGCAGCGACUGGCACUGGCCACAACUCUUUCGCCACAGCGUCCACAAGCGACGGUAACGACCGGAAUCCGGCCCACCAUUCAACGCUUACCAACGGCGGGUAUUCGUGUGAGUACAGGCAGCUUAAACUUCCGCUCACCGGUGCUCGCAUCGACGACGGUUCUGACGACAAUUGCUUCCAACACGGGAACGGUUGGCACGGUGACCAACACCCAGCAGCAGCAGCAGCAGCAGCAGCAGCAGCAGGUUCAGCAGCAAGCACAACAGCAGCUCCAGCAACAACAGCGCACCGUAACGGCCACCGGAGCGCCAACCGGUGCAACGGCCAUUUCGAAUGCCAUCCCGGCACGCAUCAUUCAAGUGCAAAAUCCUCCGAGCGGUACCACCGGAACGGCACAGAUCGUGAAUCGCCUUCAGACGAAUCUGGUCAACAUACAGCCACUGAUUGUGAGCAACAGUCGGUUGCCGCAGAGUGCGCUGCAACCAGCCGGCAUCACAAUCGCACAGGUUGGCAAGCUAACGCAGGUGGCGACAGCUGCUGGCACGGCGGGUAACGAAGGCACCGGUUCCGGUGGCAAUACCGGCAGCGGUUCCGGAACGACCACAACACUCCAGACAGCGUCCGGUCAGCAGAUUGUGGUCAGCACGGGUGGCGCAGGUCCGGGAGGCGGUGGUGGCGGGGGCGGUGGUUCCUCCGCAACGGCCAUCAUUGCGGGCAAUAUAAUUGCGGCAAAUCAUCCCGGCACGCAAUCAGCCCACCAGGGACAGAUAACGCAAAUCGUUAACGUGAAUGCGGGUCAGCCGACGGUUGUGUCGGCGGCAGUAAGUAGUGGACAGCAGCAGCAGCAGCAGAUUGUGACUGUGAGUCAAGCGGGCGGUGGGUCCGCGACAACCGGGACCGUUAUCCCUUUGCCACUGGCACUCACGAGUGCUAGGAAUGUGGGUGCGGCAGGCGCUGGUGGCCACAGUCCGCUCAGCAUAGUUACGGGCGGAAUAGUGCGGACGGCGGGCGGUGCUACGGGCGCCGCUGCUACGACAUCGAUCGCGUCCGUGCUGCCGAUUGCCAAGGUGACGCCUCAGCAGCAGCAACAGCAAACGUUGGCGUCGAUGGAAUCUUCGGCUGGAGGCAGUGUCACGCAGCACUAUUCCGUUGCGAGCAGUGGCGGUGUGUCCGGCGGUCCUUCGCUUUACAUUCAGACGCGCCCGGGUGGUGCGGGGCUGGCAGGAGCGGGUGGUAAAGCGGGUGGAGCGACGGGCGCUACCUUGAGCGUUGUUUCGUCCGGACCUGCGGGAGCUGGUGGUGCUGGCAGUGGCACGGUUGGAUCUGCAGCAUCCGCAACCACGUUCCUGCCGACGUCUACGUUCUACUACGAGCGGCUGACGUCUUCACCGGCCACGAGCCUUCCAUCCUCAACGUCGGCCGUCACGAUUUCGUCCACCGGCAUCCCGGUAUCGUCGUCCACGUUCGUUCAGGCGGUGGCCGCAUCAUCAUCCUCCUCCAGCACCAUCACAACCGCAAGUGCGAUCAGUGGGCCCGUGUUCUCGAUUCCGGCCUCUUCCAGUGUGAUUAACAGCAGUGGUGGUGGUGGUGGCGGUGGUGGUGGUGGUGCGAGUGGUGGCAAUACGACGGUGGUCACGGUAGCAGCAGCGGCAGGCAAUCCAACUCUCGCACCCUACGGCAGCACUGGUUCGUUCGCGAUUGUACAAGCUUCCCCUGCUGGAGCCCGCACGGCUACCCUGGCUGCCGGGCCAGUCCACGGCAUAGUUCCCGCUUCCGUACAAUCCGCUCCGGUAGCGGUAUCCUCCGUGUCUCAGCCAACAUCCGGAGGAGUUUCGGCCGUAUCGUCCGCCACCACGGCACAGAUCGUACCGAUAAGAUUCCACUCGCAGAUGCUCAUCGAUAGCAGCGGUCAAACGCAACAGAUAAUUGUUUCGAGCGGUGGUGGUGGUGGUGGUGGUGCGGGCGGUUCGGGUGGUAGCGGAGGCGGUGGUACGAGCAGCAUUGUGCCGAUUAUUCCCGUCGGUACGAGUGGGGCAGCAACGGCCGUUGUAACGGCCACCAGCAAGCAGCAGGAAUCACCCCAAUCGAGCAUUUUGCGCAAACGAACGCUUGUGGAGACAACAUCCGGUCCGAUGAAGGCAACGCCGGUUGGGAAAGAUCUAACAGCGGCACUGAUGGCCGUGGAACGGGAGCGUUCCGUCCGGGAGCAGCAGGAAGCGCAGCUGCAUCUACUUCAACAGCAGCAGCAACACCAUCAUGUAGUGGCGGAAUUGCGAGAAAUAGCGAACGCAUCUCCGUUGCACCAUUCCCGGCCACCGUCAACGGAUGGUUCGACGACGGUUAGUGCCACUUCCAGCCCCGGGCUGGAUGAACAGGAAGAGGAAGAAUUGCGCGCACAAGCGUACGCCAACCGAGCCAGCAAUGCAAUGUCGGGUGAUGGACACUUUAAACCCGUCCAGGAUGAGCAUCACUUCUUCCAGCAACAGCAGCAGCAGCAACAACAACAGCAGCAGCAACAGCAAGCACAACAAGAACAGCAGCAACAACAACUGCGAGAAAUUCUGUCCCUCCACUGUACGGAAAGUUUCCCAACGAACCUCGGCACCAGCACAACGCUUUCGGUCGUUCCGAUGACGAAUCACAACACGUCCCUGGUUUCGAUUGGUGGUGGCGCCAACAGUAACGGAGGAACCGCCGCGGGAAGCUAUGAGCAAUCGCCACGGAAAAAGGCACGCAAACAGCUGCUACUCCCGAUGACGGAUGGGCACCACCAGCACCAUCACUUGCCAUCGGUAAAAUCGAACUCUUCGUCCUCAUCGUCAUCGUCCUCGUCGUCGGUGGUGACAAACUCUUCCACCUCCUCGACAAACACGACGGUCGGCGUUGGACAGCAGCAACAGCAGCCCUAUCCGAACGACGAGCGGAUGGAUACGAGCGGAUCCGGACUGGUGGUGCUUGGCCCGGUUGCAGCGGGAACCAACAGUAGCGGCAUGAGCAACGCUUCUUCCCACACGAAUAAGCACAACAGCAAUAACGUUGGUUCGUCGGCGAUGAACAACAACAAUCUGCACAACAAUAACAGCAACAGUAACAGCGUGCGAAUGGAUCCUCCUUCCUCGGGGUCGGUUACCGGGUCACAGGUUGGCGGCACCGUCAUCUCCGUGGUAGCUGCGAGACAGCAGAAUCUGACGGUGCGCAAACCACACAACAUUAGCCUCUUGCAGUCCUACAAACAAACGUGGAAAUCGGCCAACAAUCACUUCCAGCGGUACACGGACGUAAAGCAGCGGGAAGAACGCCGCCCGACCGUGAUGGACAUUGCCAAUCAAUCGCACAUUCUGCAGAAGCUGAACGGCUGGAAGAUUUACCAUCUCAGCGCACAAAUAGAGGAUCUGUGCGAUCUUGAAUCUCAAGCGUACGGCAAGCUGGAAAAAAUGUUACGUGCAAUGGAGGGCAGCAGCAACGGCAGUAGUAGCAGCAGCAGCGCUGGUAGCAGUAACGGCAGCACCGCGAUGAAAUUAUCAUCCGAUGUAGAACGCAUCAAUGAGCUGUUAAAGGGCAAUAUGCAGCGCAGUAAAAUCAUCAUCGAUGGUAUUAAUGAGGCCCGCACGCAGAUUAUGAAAAUUUUCCAGCACAAACCGCACGUGUCGGACAUCAUCCUGCGGUGCGCCUCGAAGCGUAACUUUAAAAAGCGAGAGAAAACAUAAGCUAAAGGGCACGGGCCGCCGCCGCCGCCGCCGCCGCAUCGGUAAACGAUAUUUGACGAUUGAACGCUUUUGAGCAGAAAAGGUUCCUAAGCAAAGGGGGAAGUAUUGUUUCUUUGGCCUCCCCGUUGCAUUAAAUGCAGCGGGGUUCCCUCCCCACCUUUCCGCAGGAGGCAUAGGUGAUGUGCGGAUUUGCAUGUAAUGCAAGUGCAGCUUGGUGCAGCGAUCACCGUAGUCCGUCUUCUUGCUGGUGGAAUAAUUGUAAUUGAUUAUUUUAAUCUAAGCAUCUCCCCCAACAGCAACGCGGAUUAGGUUUAGCUUUAUUAAAGUGCGCCGAAGAAGUGUGCAUCUUUGAUUCAUUUUGUGUCAUAUAUACCCUUGUAAGCGCAUUGUACAUUAAUUGCGCGCUGCAACAAACGUAAAGUUAGGAAAAGCGACUGUAAAAAUGUUUUAGCGUUUAGCACACGGACCUGUCUUGUAUCAAUUGGCGGUAAAUUCGUGAUGAGGAAAACCCCCCGACACCCCCCUUUUUGCGCGACAAAGCUUUGUAAAGUCACGAAACUAGUUAAGGUAUGUUAGCUAAGUUGUUUAAGAAAGAAGGGGAGGAGGCAUGGCCGAUAGUGGCCAUCGCAAUGGAAAGUUUGAAAAUAAAUUAUGUGUAGACACUUAAA
Messenger RNA from Anopheles stephensi (Asian malaria mosquito), 6483 nucleotides. It is a transcript of the gene Sap130, whose product is annotated as mucin-19. The record is from RefSeq and is a predicted model, not a curated record. Gene Ontology annotation, biological process: negative regulation of transcription by RNA polymerase II. Gene Ontology annotation, cellular component: Sin3-type complex. The transcript has 6 exons. Lineage: Eukaryota; Metazoa; Arthropoda; Insecta; Diptera; Culicidae. Bases 914 to 5815 code for a protein of 1633 amino acids.